This is a messenger RNA of Cottoperca gobio, 3475 nucleotides long. RefSeq names its product toll-like receptor 8a (gene tlr8a). Lineage: Eukaryota; Metazoa; Chordata; Actinopteri; Perciformes; Bovichtidae. Gene Ontology annotation, biological process: positive regulation of interleukin-6 production; toll-like receptor signaling pathway; canonical NF-kappaB signal transduction. Gene Ontology annotation, molecular function: pattern recognition receptor activity; protein binding. The record is from RefSeq and is a predicted model, not a curated record. Gene Ontology annotation, cellular component: plasma membrane.
AAAGACUCGGAUAGUUUUCACAAAUAGUUAACUUUCAAUUUUACCCGAAAGAUUGCAAAGUGCCAGAAAGUCACUUGUUUUUCAAGGUUGUCAUUGAAGGAUCACAAGGAAUCAAUACGGUGCAUGCACGAUGACGGUCACAUGUUGGACGCACUUGCUGCUGUUCUGUCUGUGUUGCCACUAUGAGCUCCAGCCUGCUGCAUGUAAGCCUGAGUGGAUGUCCUCUUGGUUCCCUUGUGAUGUCACAGCCUACAAUGACUCUAAGGUCCUAUUUGACUGUAGAGGCCGUCAUCUGCAUGCAGUACCUUUAGGGAUAACCAGUAAUGCAACUGAGCUCAAUUUAUCCGAAAACUUCAUGAAGAAUAUUUCGGUUCAUGCAUUUUCCAACCUGCUUAAUCUGACUCACCUUGAUCUCAGCUGGGCAAACAAGAACAAAGGAACGAUCAUUGAUGUGAAUGCUUUCCAAAAUCUGACAAAACUGCGUACGCUGAAACUGACUGGCAACUGUCUGAGUGAAAUUCCCGGCAACCUCCCUCUCAGCGUAGAAAAAGUCGACCUGAGCAAUAACAGGAUUCUGUUGUUGGAUAACAGGAGCCUUGCUGGCUUAACAAACAUGACGCACUUAUGGUUAUCCAAAAACUGCUUCUUCUGGAAUCCUUGUGGGAAAUCUGUCAAGAUCAUGAAAGACACUUUUGUGGUAAUGAGAAAACUGCAGUCUCUGAACUUGUCCUUUAACAACCUAACUGAAGUUCCCAAAGGAUUACCCCAAUCAUUAAUCAUGUUAAAUCUGGGUUCUAACAGAAUACAGAACAUAGCUGAUGAUUUUCUUGGGCUACCAAAUUUAAAAGUCCUAAAAAUAGAUGGGAACUGUCCACGAUGUCUAACUGCUCCAACUCCCUGUGUUCCCUGCCAAAACAUUUCCCUUGGUAUCCAUCCUAAUGCAUUUCAAGAUCUAACACAGCUUGAGGAACUGAACCUGGGAGGAAACUCACUGGACCACCUGAAUCCCUCGUGGUUUGAGAGGCUGUACAGUCUUAAACAUUUGUUCCUUACAUUUAACUUCUUAUUAAAGGCAAUUACUGAGGAGGCAACAUUUCUAAAAUACCUUCCAAGGUUAGAAAGAAUUGAUCUCUCUUUCAACUUUGGUCACAGGUUGUACCCUGCGACAUUAAAUCUCUCAAAGGAGUUUUCGAAUCUUGUGUCCCUCCAAACUUUUCAUAUGGAGGGUUUGGUAUUCCAGCGUAUUGGACCUGGCACGCUCAGCCCUCUGUACGAGCUCAAAAAUCUGUCUGCCCUGAAUUUAGGGACUAACUUCAUUAUUCACUCUGAUUCCACCCUAUUUAGCAAAUUCUACAACCUGAAAAUGAUAUACCUCACAGAAAACAGGCUGUAUCCCACUCCAGAGAAGAAUCCCUCACACUCAAGUGAUGGUUUCAAUCAGAGGUCAGACCUUUUUAUUUCCCCGCUCAUAAAACUCUAUCCGAAAGAUUUUGUUUAUGGGGUAUCACGCAGCCUUGUUAAGGAAGAGUGCUUUAAUUCUGGACGAGUGCUAAGCCUUAGCUCAAAUAAUCUAUUCUUCAUUUCUCCAAAGCAAUUUGUGGGCUAUGGAAAUAUUGCAUGUUUGAACCUCUCAAGAAAUGGAUUUUCUGCAGCACUUAAUGGAACAGAGUUCUCCUCGCUGCCUAAUCUGACAUACCUGGACCUGUCAUUCAAUAAGAUUGAUCUGGCCUUUAACAACGCCUUCAAAGAACUAAAUAAACUAGAGGUGCUAGACCUCAGUCACAAUGAACACUACUUUAAAGCUUUCGGGGUAACAGCAAAUUUAAAUUUUACGCAAAAUCUGCCCGCACUGAGGGUGCUGAAUAUGAGUCAUAACGAUAUUUCCGUAUUAACGACAAAACAGAUGUACAGCAGAUCAUUGACAGAACUUCAGUUUUCACAUAAUUUUCUCGGGACUCUUUGGAAAGAUAGCUUAUACAAGAAGCUUUUUAUUAAUCUUACUAAUUUGAUGAUUUUAGAUAUAUCCCACAACAACCUUGCAAAGAUUCCCGAUGAUGUUUAUAAAUAUUUGCCGUGUAACCUGACCAUACUACGCAUAAAUCACAACUUUCUUACUGACUUUACGUGGGACAAACUCAAGUUGUUUCAUCAACUUCAAUUUUUAGACCUGAGCUUCAAUGAUUUAUCUAAUCUGACAGGUAUGAGCUCUAACGUCACCGACACUUUGACUUUCCUUGACCUGAGUCAUAAUCACAUCUUCCACUUGGCCAAUGGGUUUUUUAAGGGUGCAAGAAGCCUUUCAACUCUUAGCCUCAGAAACAACAAACUGACUAUCAUCAAUCAAUCCACCUUCGAAACGACACCUAAAUCUAAGAUUGAGACUUUGUUCUUGCAGAGAAACCCGUUCCAGUGUACCUGCGAUUCAUUAGAUUUCAUUCUGUGGAUUGAAAACAGUGAUUUCAAGAUCCCUAGACUGACCACCGAGGUGACAUGCGACACGCCGGCAAACCAGAAGGAUCACCCUCUGAUCGGCUUUAACAUUAAUCAGUGUGUAAAUGACAAUGAGGCGUUCUUGAUCUACAUUCUCACCAGUUCCUUCACUAUCGUUUUUAUGAUCGUGGCAACAGUUGCUCACUUAUUUUACUGGGAUGCUUCCUACGUCCUACACUAUAUGAAAGCGAAGCUGAAAGGAUACAGUUCCUUAAACUCACCGGACAGUGUUUAUGACGUGUUCGUGACUUACGACACCACAGAUCCACGUGUCUCUGAGUGGGUGAUGAGGGAUCUGCGAGUGAAACUGGAAGAGGAAGGAGAGAUGCAUCUUCCUCUGUGUCUGGAGGAGAGGGAUUGGACCCCCGGAGUCCCACUGGUAGAUAACCUCACUCAGAGCAUCCGGUGCAGUCGUAAGACCCUGUUCGUCUUAACGGAGGGCUACGUUAAGACUGGGGGUUUUAAGCUGGCGAUGUAUCUGGCCCACCAAAGACUGCUAGAUGAAAACAUGGAUGUGAUCGUGCUGCUGAUGCUGGAACCCGUGCUGCAGCACUCUCACUUCCUGCGCCUGAGGAGGAGGCUGUGUGAGAAGAGUGUUGUGGAGUGGCCGAGAACAGCGGCUGCAGAGCCCUGGUUUUGGCAAAACCUGAGGAAUGUGGUGAGAGUGGACAACAAGGUGAUGUACAACAAGACUUAUUCAAAGUACUUCACCAACAAGUGAACCAAUCACAACUGUCUGGGAAUCAUCUACAGAUUUAAUAUGGACAAUAAUAUCUGGAGCCUGCUAAAAAACAACAACUAUUGUUCUCCAUAUCAACACUGAUGACGUGGUCCUUCACAACUUCAAUUACUCUGCCUGGGACUUAAUUGAAGACCAAUAAAGACAUUUUUUAUUUAUUUUUAUUAUUUACAAUGAUACUGGAUGUCUUGUUAUUAGUGUGCAAUUAUUACAUUGUAUAAAUAAAUCAAUGUGUGUAAGAACAAA